AUGGGCGCAGAUGGGUCGGUUAAACUCAAGCGUAAAGAGCUUGUAAAGGAAUCGAAAGGCGACAAGAUUGAUAGAAUCGCACAGAUAGAAUACAACAAUGAACGAUGGACAACGUGUCAGCUGAGUAACAAACCGCUCCGAGACCCCGUGGUGAGUGAUUAUAAAGGCUUGCUCUACAAUAAGGAGUCGAUAUUGGAGUACUUGGUUGAGCCAGACAACUUCAAUGAAAAGCAGAGGCAGAAUCUAUCGCAUAUAAAAUCUCUGAAGGAUGUUGUUGCCUUAAAGACACACAACUUCAAGUGUCCAUUGAGUGAUAAGGAACUGGGCAAUGGAGGCAUAAACUACGUCUAUCUCAUUCCCUGUGGUGACUGUAUGGCGCAAAAAUGUCUAGAGCUGAACGAUACGAGACAGUGUCCUGUUUGCGACCUACCAUAUGAGGACACCAUCGUGAUUAAUCCAACGUCAUCAGAAACCGUCCAAGAGUUGGAAAAGAGAAUGGAGAUCCUAGGAUCAAAGGGGCUGACACACUCCUUAAAGAAGCUCAAAAGAAAGAAACCAAGUACAAAUAGAUCAAGCAAGAAACAAAAGAAAUCCUGAUAGACUGUUUUUUUUUUUCAUAUACAGAAAGAGGAACGUAUGGACAAGAAUUUGAGAGCAUAUGAACAAAAUAAAAGCACCAUUGGUUUGAAAAACAUCACUGUUGUGGUUGUUGUUGGUCUUCCUCCGCAGGUUUCUAUCAACAAGUUAGUUAUCAUUCAUCAGGGUUCCAAUAUGAUAUACUUACAGCAGCCAAUUGUUGUUGUUGUUCAAACUUCUUUCCAUUCUGAUAGAUGGUCCACGAUAAUCCACCAACGAUGUAGAAACAACCACCAACAAGGGUCAGAACUGUUAGACGAUGUACUGUAUCAGCAACUCUUGUGUACCAUGCGUAUUUAGCCAUCUUUGUUUUGUUAUGGGGUUUGUAGAACUUGGUUUCGUUUUUGUGAUCAAAACACAAGGGAGC
This is a messenger RNA of Williopsis jadinii, 1003 nucleotides long. Its product is annotated as DUF602-domain-containing protein. Gene Ontology annotation, cellular component: nucleus. The transcript is spliced from 2 exons. Gene Ontology annotation, biological process: mitotic DNA replication termination; site-specific DNA replication termination at RTS1 barrier. NCBI's taxonomy places the organism in Eukaryota, Fungi, Ascomycota, Saccharomycetes, Phaffomycetales, Wickerhamomycetaceae. The coding region runs from base 1 to 597 and encodes 198 amino acids. The record is from RefSeq and is a predicted model, not a curated record.